Molecule: messenger RNA, 3018 nt
Organism: Batrachochytrium dendrobatidis JAM81
Lineage: Eukaryota; Fungi; Chytridiomycota; Chytridiomycetes; Rhizophydiales
Exons: 6
Coding region: 1-3018 (1005 amino acids)
Source: RefSeq, a predicted model, not a curated record
AUGAUGCAGGAACCUGAUAACUUUGAUUACAUUAUUAAUCAGAUUAAUCUUAUCGGAUCCGAUGUGCAAACGGAUAUGGGGUCAGAAAUCUCUCCAACCUCGAUCAAUGGUCUGAAUAGUCCAGCAUUUGAAUUAAUUGAUACUAAAUCAUCUGAGCUGAUGGUUGGUAUGCACCAUCGACCCACGAGUAGCCAGGAUGGAGCGAACUCUCGUAUGUGGACACAUUCUUAUGCGACGGGAGCGAAUUCACCAGGAGAUACUUCUAGUAGUGGAUUGGCAUCACCGACAACUGCUAGGUCAAUGGGAGCGUUUGGGUUAAGACAAGCUCAAGGUUAUUCUGGCAAUUCUAGAAUUCCAUCGCAAUCGCCCAAAAGCACAGCGCAUCUCAGACAAGUGACUGUUGGGGAAUAUAGUGCAGCAGUGCAUUCACAACCAGUGGUGAUUGUUGUUGCUGGUCAUGAUGUUGACACUGGUAUAAAGAGUGAUCGCAUUCAUAACCACCAGACUGAGUUGCAUUCCGAAAUAGAAGCUGUCAGACAUGAUUCUGAUGCAUGGGUACCGCCAAAUCCUAUUUCAACUCCAUCGCCAGACAGCAUCACGACUCAUGAUCAACCCUCUUCCUUUAACUUGGCACCUGUGCCUCAGUCUACAUUGAUCCAAUCACAUGAAUCCUCGCCCACUUUGAUGCAUGCUCAGUCCACUGACAGUACUAAUACAAACUCGGCCUUGUCUACUGAUCAGGGCAAGACUGGAACCACUGGCAAGUCAUACUUUUGGCGCAAUCUGUUUUCUUCUGGCUCUAAAUCCAAAUCUCCUCACAUCUCUGACAGUGUGGAUGCAGUGCGGUCUAAUGGUAUUACGCGGGAAAGUAUCGACUCGUCAGUAUCUUCUCAAAGUACGGGAAGUACGAUCAACGCAAACAUUGCGAAAACUCCACAGCAUUCAUCUAUACUAGAUCAUUCUCACGAAGGUGCAACCAUUCAACAGCGUCGUGUACGUGGUGCGUCGGGUCUGAGGCUCUUGACCAAGUCUCCAGUCCCAAUAGAGAGCCCAUCUGAAAAUACAAAUGAUGAUCACAAAGAAUUCGUAUCCAUGCAUGUUCAGAAUGCAAAUCAUCCAGUCAUUUCUACUUCAAAUACUCCAGAUGUUCAUCUAUCCAAUCAUAAUCACUCUAGUAGCACUGUAGAUGAUUGUAACCAUGCAUCGACUAAAGUUGUGCAUACGGACCUGUUGCCCACUAUUUCACCCAUGACUCCAUUUGAUGACUCUUUUGCAAUGCUAAACGCUUUUGGAGAUAUGCAUGAUAGUGCAAAUGCGUUGGAUUCUGACGAGCCUUGCUCAUCUGGUACUGCCGCGAUUUCUUUUACGGAUCACACCAUUCAAAGUGACACAAUCGCAGUCGUACCAAACGUUAUAGAUAAUAUAAAGAUGGUUUCAUCUGUACCACAGGUGAUCAAUAUAGAUGUGAACGAAUCAAAAGAUGAAAUCAAAACUUCAGAAUCCAUCGACUCGAAUCAGGAAGUUCAUGUUUCUAGAAGACACACAACAAAUACACUCAACAGUCAAAGACAGAGUUGGUCAUCACCUUCAGCUGCCGUUGCGACACGUUUAAUUCGGCAACCCCAGUAUAAAGGAAGUUUGGACAUUUCAAUCCUUGCACAUCGUAAGCAUACCGACUCCAAAUUAACCGAACCCACUCCAACAUAUACCAAUGCAGACUACUAUGGAUGUGUAUAUGGGAUGCUUCCAAAAUAUUUAAAUGAUGCAAUCAUUCGUCGAGAUUUAAUUCGUGCUCAAAAAUGGAAUGGAAUGUCUCAUUCUGCCAAGAGUUUAAGCAGCAUUACUGGAUCUACAACAAAAAAGCUCGAAGUUUCUAUGGACGACAAUGGAGCAAAUAUUGACAUGAUCCACAAAUUUUCUCUGCAUCGCAAGUUUGCAACGCGGUUGGUUAAGGGCGUGCCACAGAUAUGGAGAGGUCAAGUGUGGCUAGAGCUUUUUUCGCAACGGAGUGGAAUGUAUGAUUUCCAAAAUCCUUCAGGGUUUUCUAAAAAAGCUACAAAUCUGUUGAAUCUAUAUCAUGGGUCGCAGUUGCUGUUGAUUGACAAGGAGAUUCUGUUUGAUGCGGCCCAUACCAUGAGAUACCAUAUUAGUUUUUCCACUCACAACAAUUCCAAUAUCAAGAUUCUUGCAAAGAUUGCUCAAAUUAUCGUGCAACUUUUACCAGAUUUUGGGUAUAGAAAGAUCGUCUUGACAUGGAUUGCGCUGUUGCUGACUGUUACAAACGAAGAGAAUGCUUUUUUGAUUGCCAUGAGUAUUUUAGAGAAACCUAGUGAUGGUGCUUUGGGUACAUUCUAUAGCAUGUAUCCAGCAUAUUUGGACAAGUCCCGUAUGCAGACAGAGUCAUGUCAACAAUACACUUGUUUGCUUGAAAAGUGUUUGCCCAAAGUUGCACAUCAUUUGAAAUCGCAUAGUAUCGAACCAAAACAAUACGUUCCGGUAUGGAUAGAUUCACUUUUUGUCCAUUGUUUUGAUCCGCUUCGUCGGAUUUCACGUUCAUCCGCUUCAUCCCAAGCAGGAGGAAGUUGGAAUGGACCACUUCCACUGCAGUCUCUUCUUCGUUUAUGGGAUCUCUAUGGUCUCUACGGUUAUCCCUUUCUUAUAUGUGCAGCGGUUGGCAUGAUCAAGAUGUACGAAGCGGUCAUUCUGCGCAUGGGAUCAGUCGAGCUGAAUCUGUUUAUUCUUGAAUGCAUAGGAGAUCCAGCUUCUAUUGCUUUUUCGAAUCGGUUUAUUACAUUUACUGACUCGGACAAGUUUAUCCAGGGGUGUCUGAGCAUAUGGCAAGUGUGGUUGAAGACGCACAAGAACAGCGGCACGAACAAUGGACCAAACCAGAGCUUGGAUGAACGGGGCAGUUGGGGAUCAAGACUUUCGAAUAACAGACCCCACAAGCAGCCUAAAGGAAUAUUUAAAACGAAUCGCAUGAGGACAUUGAGCCCAGCAGGAAGAAAUAUUGAUUGA